Molecule: messenger RNA, 1878 nt
Organism: Lentinula edodes (shiitake mushroom)
Lineage: Eukaryota; Fungi; Basidiomycota; Agaricomycetes; Agaricales; Omphalotaceae
Exons: 5
Coding region: 1-1878 (625 amino acids)
Biological process (GO): regulation of DNA-templated transcription; nuclear-transcribed mRNA poly(A) tail shortening
Cellular component (GO): P-body; CCR4-NOT core complex
Source: RefSeq, a predicted model, not a curated record
AUGAACCGACAAGGCCAGACUCAACAGCGACCACCAAAUAUUGCACCCAAUCCCGCACUCACGGGUCAGUAUCGGUCGCCAUAUGCAUAUGGAUUACAGCCACCUCGGACAGUAAACGUUAUGCAAGGAGGAUUUGUUCCGGGACUGCCUACGAAUAAUCAUCGAGCAGCGACGCAGCAGACAUCUCAGGGUAUUCUACCUCCGCCAACAUUUAUGCAGCAACGAGGGCAGAACAAUUUCGGCUUUGGAGGGCCUUUAGGCCAGCACCAAUCGGUCCAACAGUCACAGCUAAAUGGAACCUCAAAUUCAUUACCUCCACAUUUAUCCCAAACUCCGAGUUUAGGAAACUCUGCACCGUCUGUAUCAUCUACGAGCGAGCUUGGUCUUGAUCCUAAUGACUUCCCGGCCCUCGGCUCCACUUCCACGAACAAUAACAAUGGGAAUGGGAACAACAAUGGAAGCGUAGCCAGUAGCGUGACGACGAGUUACGCAAGUCAGGCAGGAACUGGAAUGGGGGGGUCAACGCCAGCGAUCAGCGGAACAGGGGGUACAGCUUCAAACCAGACGAGAGAUUUCACGCCUGAUGACUUUCCGGCGCUCGGUGGUCAGUCACAAUCGCAGAACAACCAAGACUCCUCUCUUCCUCAUCCGCCUGGUCUCAACGGUUUCGACCAACAGCAUCGGCAGAAUCUUCUAGGCACUUUACAAGGGACACCGGGCAUGUUGAAUUUGGGUCCACAGGGGAGGAAUGCACACACAUUCGAUGCAGACAAGCAGCAACAGCAACGAAAACUGUAUCAAUCAGCACACGCCGCGUGGAAUUCUCCGAAUACGCCCAAUGCACAGGCACAACCCACCAGCGGCCUUGGUGCAUUCGCUGCUACGCAACAGCAAAAUGGAACACAUCCAUCACAACAAAAUCUUUCAUCGACACAUUUGAAUGCGCCUCCGAAUUUACCACCCCCGCUGCUUCCAGCAGGGAACAAUCUAAAUGGCCCCGGAGCAGCGACGACACCAGCACCGUAUGGGUCAAAUGGUCUCGGCGGUCUUGAUACACAGCAGUUAAAUGCCACUACCGUGAAUCCCAACCCGCCAAAUCCGAUCCCAAAUCCAAACGCGACACCUAACCCACAUCCGAACUCGACCCAGAACUCGUUACCCAAUUCCACAGCACAUGUACAUCAGCAUCCCCAAACUCCAGCACAACAGAUACUGAUGAGCGCUGCGGAUCGAUGGGGACUUCUAGGACUGCUCGCAAUGAUAAAAAACGCCGGGUCGGACUCCGAUCAAGCCUUGAGCAGUGUUGGGACAGAUCUGGGCACGAUGGGCCUGGACAUGGGAUAUGCAGGGAGUUUAUACUCGACCUUCAUUACACCAUGGGCAGAUCAGUCUGCAGCACAUACAGUUGAGCCUGAUUUUCAUCUCCCAGCGUGUUACAGCGUACAACCACCGCCACCGGGCCCUGGAAAAGUGACGGCGUUCAGUGAUGAAACGUUAUUUUUCAUGUUUUACUCGUCACCUCGCGAUGCACUUCAAGAAGUCGCUGCGCAAGAACUAUACAACCGGAACUGGCGAUUCCACAAAGAGCUCCGACUCUGGAUAACGAAGGACAAUGGCUCCAACCCUUCGACCAAGGUUCCUGGCGGAGAGAGUGGACAGUACACAUACUGGGAUCCUGAAAACUGGACGAAAGAAAGGAAGGAUAUGACUGUCAUAUAUGCGGAACUGGAGGAAAAGAAUGUCCCUGCAUUUAUGCCCGGGACGGCUCUGAUACCUGCCCCACAACCCACACCUGGACUAAGUCAGAACCUACAACAACCUGGGCACCAGAAUCAACCUCCCCAGAGAGGAUCGUUCCAAGUUGGCGUGGCUGUCUGA